AUGAACGACUACUUGAAGAACUGCACUGAGCCAAAAGUAUUCUACCUACGGGCAUUUUCCAGUCUUGCCGAUAUUGAAAAAGUGUUGUUUACUGGGAUUUUGUUGAUGUACCCGUUGACUGUGCUUGGAAAUGUCAUUAUCACAGCGCUGGUAUGCCUGGCGCCUCAGUUGCACACACCCAUGUAUUUCUUCCUAUGCAACUUAUCAAUCCAGGACAUCAUUUAUGUUUCUGCCACCCUGCCAAAGUUCUUGUCGCUAUCAGUGACAAAUAACCAUGUUAUAUCAUUCACAGGAUGCAUCACACAGAUAUUUUUGUUUGCAUCUUCGUGUGCUACUGAAACAUUUUUGUUGGCCUCGAUGGCCUACGAUCGUUAUGUGGCCAUCUGCAUCCCUAUGCACUAUACACGCAUCAUGAGCACAGAGGCAUGCGCUAUAAUGGCCUCUGUUUCCUGGUUGAUUGGUAUACUUAAUUCAUUGAUGCUUUCUUUGCUGAUGUCCGGUUUAGCAUUCUGCGCCUCCCAUUACAUCAAUCACUUUUUCUGCGACCUGAAAACCAUGAUGAAGGUCUCCAGUGGUGACACCACAAGCUUUCAAACGCUGCUAUUAGUGGUCUGUGUGUUAUGUGGUUUCUUUCCAGUUUUGCUGAUAUUGAUAUCCUACGUAUGCAUCAUAUCUGCCAUUGUAAAGAUCCGUACCUCAACGGGACGGGCCAAGGCCUUCUCCAGUUGCUCCUCUCACCUCACUGUUGUGUUUCUCUUCUACGGAACGUCUCUUAGUUUUUAUGUGAAACCACAAUCUGAAGAUUCCCAGGAACAAGACAAGCUGUUCUCCUUGUUAUACACCGCUGUGAUUCCAAUGUUAAAUCCUCUAGUUUAUAGCCUGAGAAACCAGGAUGUAUUGAAAUCCAUGAAGAGUAUCAUUAGAAAAUACUCAGGGAAGGAUAUACAUAACACUCGCCUUCAAAAAGGUCAUUGUUUAAGACAUAAUUGA
Molecule: messenger RNA, 990 nt
Organism: Spea bombifrons (plains spadefoot toad)
Lineage: Eukaryota; Metazoa; Chordata; Amphibia; Anura; Pelobatidae
Product: olfactory receptor 1G1-like
Exons: 1
Coding region: 1-990 (329 amino acids)
Biological process (GO): G protein-coupled receptor signaling pathway
Cellular component (GO): membrane
Molecular function (GO): G protein-coupled receptor activity; olfactory receptor activity
Source: RefSeq, a predicted model, not a curated record